Messenger RNA from Xiphophorus maculatus (southern platyfish), 1582 nucleotides. It is a transcript of the gene senp8, whose product is annotated as SUMO/sentrin peptidase family member, NEDD8 specific. Gene Ontology annotation, biological process: proteolysis. The record is from RefSeq and is a predicted model, not a curated record. The coding region runs from base 195 to 860 and encodes 221 amino acids. The transcript has 2 exons. Gene Ontology annotation, molecular function: deNEDDylase activity; cysteine-type peptidase activity. Lineage: Eukaryota; Metazoa; Chordata; Actinopteri; Cyprinodontiformes; Poeciliidae.
AAACGGUUACCCUCUGAGUUACUCCACUAUCCGGAUCCCCGGAUGUACGGAGCCAAUCGGAUGCGAGCUUCUGAUUUUGUCUUCCCAACUGUCCAGAUGCGGCUUAUGAUAGCCAGAGCAAUGAGGGACAACAGUGCAGUUUUCAAGCUGUUCGUUGUUUGAAUGUGUCUUUCAAAGACUGAAACUGCCAAAGGAUGGAUCCUGUAGUGCUGAGCUACCAGGAUAGCCUGCUGCGGCGUUCCGACGUGUCCUUACUGGAAGGCCCCUACUGGCUCAACGACCAGGUCAUCGGUUUCGCCUUUGAAUACUUUGCCAACGAGCGCUUCAGGGUGCUGGGCGACGCGGCCAUCUUCAUUAGCCCGGAGGUCACCCAGUUCAUCAAGUGCGCCUCCUGUCCUGACGAGCUGGCCCUCUUCCUGGAGCCGCUGGAUCUCCCGUCCCGCCGCUGGGUCUUCCUGGCCGUCAACGACAACUCCAACCAGUCCGCCGGGGGCUCCCACUGGAGCCUCCUGCUCUACCGCCGCAGCUCCAAUCACUUCGCGCACUAUGACUCUCAGAACGGCAGCAACUCGCUGCACGCACGGCGCAUCGGCAGCAAGCUGGAGCCCUUCCUCGGCGCCAGCAGGAAGGCGCUGUUCGUGGAGGAGCCGUGCCCGUCGCAGCAGAACAGCUACGACUGCGGCAUGUACGUCAUCUGCAUCGCCGAGGCCUUGUGCGAGAAGGUCAGGCUGGAGGGCUCGCCCCGCCUCCCCGUGCAAAUCAUCACCCCAGCCUACAUUACCCAGAAGCGGGCCGAGUGGUGCAGACUGAUCCAGAGUCUGGCUCAGAACGACCUCUGCUGCUCUCUGUCUUUCACCUAGCUCGUACGCAGAAUAGCGCCCCCGACUCUUCCCCCUACUGCUGGAGAAACAGAAUGCACUCCCCGCAUACCAGUGUGUAACUACAUAUUUAUUAUAUUUCCCUGACAGUCAAAUGAAGAGGCGGUGUGAUGUUUUUCCAGUGUAUAUGCACAGCAACGUACCGUAUGUAAAUGACACCAGCAUGCCUAUAAACCUAAAAUGUGUACAUGCUUUGUGAGCUUGGAGAAUGUGGAACAGGAAGCACUGAAUCUUUUCUGUUGUUUGGUGUGCAGCGAAUGUAGAAAUGUUUACACAGAUUAUUGCUCAGGGUCAUUUUAAAUGAACUGAAUUGACUAUAAGAAUGUGAAUACGAACUCUGGCUCCUGCAUCUUAUCUCGUUGUUAUUGUGCUCCCGUUUUUGUUUUGUUUUUUUCCAGCAGUUUCAACAGUAUUUGUCUCUCUACACCUGAUGUAGAUGUCAGACGGAAGCAUUUUGUGCCACUGAGUGUGUGUGUGUGUUUUUUUUUGGAACAAAGGGCAAUGUUGAGUGGAGGAAUGUAUGUUAUGUUCUCCAAUAGUAUCUCACAUGCAGUCUGAUCUGAUAAGUGUGGCAGUCGUCACAUUUUUGUGGACAGAAAAGUCGCUGUAAAAAUCGCUCUGGUUUUUUUUUUUGACAUGCCUGCUGUCUGUUUUUUUUUUCUUUCUUUGUUUCUGUUAUUAAAACUUGUUUGGCUGCAGAAUGA